Rotaria sp. Silwood2 is the source of this 561-nucleotide messenger RNA. Lineage: Eukaryota; Metazoa; Rotifera; Eurotatoria; Philodinida; Philodinidae. The record is from the annotation of a GenBank genome assembly.
AUGUAUCCUAGAUUGGCCAAAGAGAUACUCUCGUACCGUAUAGCUAUGCGUGAAUCAGCUGCUGAUAAUACUCGUCUGUUCGGUUACGAAGGAUGGAGGAUUCUGUGGGAAAGUGCUCGAACAGGUGUAGAUGUGACACCGGAUAUUUGUCCACAAGUUCGUCUGUAUCAAAUGCAUAUCAUCGGUGACAUUGAAUUCGCUACUAGACAGUAUGUAGCAGCCGCAGGUGAUCAAAAGUGGCUGUUAUCUGAACGCGAUGGAGAUUUGAUCUAUGAAACAGCUCGAUUUUGGAGCUCCAGAGCUGUGUACAGUGAUAAGAAGCAGCAAUACGAAAUACUAAAUGUAAUGCCACCAGAUGAAGAUGCAGAACCGUACAAGAAUAAUUCGGUGUUCACCAAUGCAGUUGCAUCACUUUCCGUUAAUUUGGCUGAUCGUAUCAGUGGUAUCACUAAGAAAACUGUACCUAAAGCAUGGCUUGAUAUUGCUUCAAAUCUCUAUUUUCCAUUUGAUGAAGCUAGCCAAACUCAUCUAGAAUAUGAAGGUUUCGAUUUGAGUAAGUAA